AUGCAUCACUUUAUUAUUAUUAUCACUUUAUAUCUCUCUGCCUUGGUAGCUGGCGGCGGAAUAGUCUCAAAGCCCCAACCUCCACCAGACGGAGGCAUACCCAUGACAGACAUGAAACCCGGCUCUUCCCCCGAAACCAACAUUCACAAAGGAGGAGCAUUACAGUCCGAAUGCCGAUUCCUCAAAGUCCACAUAACCUCCCCCUCAACAACAUCAAAAACCCCAGCCCAAGAUCCAAAGAAACAAGGAAAAGGACCCACCACAAUAACAACCCCAUACCGUCAAGUUCUCCUAACAGCCGACUGCCGUCGACCCAAGUCAGACCCCACGAAGGGAAUCCUAGACGACGACUGGAGAGAGACAAAACUGGACUUAGACAAAUGCGUUGGUUGGGAUGCACAGACACAGAAGCUCACGCCGGAGUCUGAUGGGAAGGGACUGAUGAAGGGUGAUUGCUGGAGCUGUGAUUAUUUUUCCGAAGUCAUGGGUGCAGCAAAUAAGGGGGAGUUUGAAUGUUAUUGUGAUAAUGUGGAGAAGAAGUCAAAGCAUAAGAUUCCGCAUUCGAAGGAUAAGUCGCUUAAGGUUAAGUUUGAUCUUGGUAUGUCGUCCUCUGUUGGGUUGGGUUUGGGGUGGGUUGCUAAUGUGGUUAUAGAUUCUGUGCUUUGGUCGAAGGAUGGUCGUUUGAAUUGUCAUAAGCAUAUUGGGUCUUGA
Aspergillus oryzae RIB40 is the source of this 711-nucleotide messenger RNA. RefSeq lists its product as uncharacterized. Bases 1 to 711 code for a protein of 236 amino acids. The record is from RefSeq and is a predicted model, not a curated record. NCBI's taxonomy places the organism in Eukaryota, Fungi, Ascomycota, Eurotiomycetes, Eurotiales, Aspergillaceae. The transcript has a single exon.